AUGGAGGUCGCUCAGAAGUUGCUGACCGAGACAUUCGGGUAUACAGCAUUUCGUCACGAGCAAGCGGGCGCCAUCGGACGGAUCCUCGCUGGCGCGAACGUCCUGGCCGUCUUUCCAACCGGCGCAGGAAAGUCCCUCUGUUAUCAGAUCCCGGCCAUUGCCUUCCCGCAACUGGAUUUGCAGAAUACCUCGAGGACACCCGGCGAGCAUGGCAUUACCAUUGUUGUCUCGCCGCUCAUCGCCCUGAUGAAGGAUCAAGUUGAUGCUCUCAAGAGAAGGAAGGUGCCUGCCGAGUGCAUCGACUCGACAAAAACGUGGGAACAGCAACAGCAGACCUACGCCGCCCUGCGAGAAGGGAAACUGCGUAUUCUGUAUUGUGCCCCAGAGAGACUGAACAACGAAGGCUUUGUUGCGACGAUGCGCCACGUCAAGGGUGGUGUGCGCCUCUUGGCCGUCGACGAGGCCCACUGCAUCUCCGAAUGGGGACACUCGUUCAGGCCCGAGUAUCUCAAGGUCGCCCGCUUCGCCGACGAGAUCGCGGCCGAAAAGGUCAUUUGUCUUACGGCAACGGCGACUCCCAAGGUCGUCGACGAUAUUUGCAGCGCCUUCAAAAUCCCGGCAGAAGGCGUGUUCCGCACAACUGCCUAUCGACCGAACUUGAACCUCCACGCCCGGGCCGUGAAGACCAAGCAGGACAAGUAUCCUCUCAUUUUCCAAUUCUUGAACGAGAACCCGGGACCAACACUGGUCUACGUCACUCUCCAGCAGCAGUCAGUCCAGUUAGCGGCUGAUCUGCGAGAGCAGGGGUUUGAUGCCGAGGCAUUCCAUGCCGGCAUGAAGGUGGAUGCAAAGGCAGAAGUCCAGGACAAGUUCUUGGCCAACCACAUCCGUAUCGUCGUGGCGACGAUUGCCUUUGGCAUGGGCAUCGACAAGCCCGACAUCCGCAACAUCGUCCACUUCGACGUCUCGAGCACCAUUGAAGAGUACUGCCAGCAGGUCGGCCGCGCCGGGCGGGACGGGAAGACCGGCAACUGCAUGUUCUACAUCUGCCCAGACGACCGGUACAUCCGCGAGAACUUUGCGCGGGGCGACCUCCCCUCGCGCAAAUCCCUCAAGGGGCUGCUGAUUGACAUCUUCGGCGAAAACACGGCUAAAUCUGUGGGCGACACCUUCAAGACGAGCCACUACGUGCAAUCGCGAGUUUAUGAUAUUCGCCAGAGUCCUCUGGCCACCAUCUACGCGGCGCUGGAGCUACGCUUCGGGCUAAUCCGCGCCAUCACCCCCGAAUACAGCGAGUACAAGUUCGCCGCAACUCCGAUGUACUUUGCCCGGAUAAAAACGGAACGCUCCCCAACAGGCAACGCCAUCUACACCAACGCGGUCAAGAAGAGCAAAUUCCACCAUGUCGACAUCAACGGCAUCGUGUCCCGCACAGGCCUCCCCCGCGUCGACCUUGUCCGUAAGCUCAACGAAAUGCACGACACGGGCCUCAUUGAGCUCAAGGCCGGCGGCAUGGAGCAGAAAUACCGCAUCCUCCAACCCCUUCCGCAAACCAACCUAGCCCUCAACGCCCUCGUCGACGACCUGCACGCCGACCUCUCGCGCCGCGAGGCUGACGCCCUGCGCCGCACCCAGCAGGUAGAGGACCUGGUCACGGGCGACCAGUGCCUUGCGCUCGCGCUGGCCCAGCACUUUGGCAUGGGUCUACCCGACGGGAAGAUCAAGUGCGGUCACUGCACGCACUGCCUGACGGGGAGGCGCGUCGUGAUGCCGCCCAGACAGCCGAGAAAGCCGGAUCUUGCAAAGAUUAAGAGGAUAUUGGCCGCGUGCGACGUCAGGGAUGACCCGAGGUUCUUGGCGAGGAUUGCGUUUGACAUCAAGAGCCCGCGGGUGACGCAGUUGAAGAUGGAUAAGCAUCCGGUGUUUAUGACGCUGGCGGAUCAUGAUUUUGAGGCUUGUGAGGGAGCUGCCGAGUGA
This is a messenger RNA of Chaetomium globosum CBS 148.51, 1977 nucleotides long. RefSeq lists its product as uncharacterized. Bases 1 to 1977 code for a protein of 658 amino acids. Gene Ontology annotation, molecular function: four-way junction helicase activity; 3'-5' DNA helicase activity; ATP binding. The transcript has 3 exons. NCBI's taxonomy places the organism in Eukaryota, Fungi, Ascomycota, Sordariomycetes, Sordariales, Chaetomiaceae. Gene Ontology annotation, biological process: double-strand break repair via homologous recombination. The record is from RefSeq and is a predicted model, not a curated record. Gene Ontology annotation, cellular component: cytoplasm; chromosome; nucleus.